Molecule: messenger RNA, 825 nt
Organism: Monoraphidium neglectum
Lineage: Eukaryota; Viridiplantae; Chlorophyta; Chlorophyceae; Sphaeropleales; Selenastraceae
Product: PP1/PP2A phosphatases pleiotropic regulator PRL1
Exons: 6
Coding region: 1-825 (274 amino acids)
Biological process (GO): mRNA splicing, via spliceosome
Cellular component (GO): Prp19 complex; catalytic step 2 spliceosome; precatalytic spliceosome
Molecular function (GO): protein binding
Source: RefSeq, a predicted model, not a curated record
AUGGCGGACGUGGUGCAGGGGCAGACGGUAAAGCAGCUGCAGCUGGCGUCUGUGAAGCGGACGCUGGAGAUGUUUGCGAGCAACCACGGGCAGCCCAUCCCUCUGGAUGAGGAGAGCCAACGCAUCAAGCUCGCCUGCAAGAUCAAGGACGAGUAUGCAUCAGCGCAGCACCUGUCGGCACCCACCCCAGGCUCGGCGCCGGCCCCGGUUUCAGGCGCCGUGUCGGCGAGCGCACGCACGGCAGGGCCGGCGGCUGCAGCGAACGAGCAGGACGCGCCAGUGGUCGAGUCUCGCACGGCCACGGCGCGGCUCAUAGAGAGCAUCCCCGUCAAGGACAGGCGGCAGGCGGCGGCCGAGGCGGGCGGCGGUGCUGGCUCGGGCGGCGCGCUCAUCCCCUACGCCGCGCAGGGCGGCCCCGGUGCGGGCGGCACACCCGGCCCGUCCUCCCAGCGCGCCAUCAUGGAGGUCAUCCGCGACAAGGGCCACAGCAGCGCCGCCGUCAGCCGCCGCCUGGGCAGCAAGUGGCCGCGGCCCGCGUGGCAUGCGCCGUGGCGGCUGUACCGCGUGAUCUCUGGCCACCUGGGCUGGGUGCGGUCUGUUGCGUUUGACCCCAGCAACGAGUGGUUUGCCACAGGCAGCAGCGACCGCACCAUCAAGCUGUGGGACCUGGCCAGUGGGCAGCUCAAGCUCACGCUCACGGGCCACAUAGAGCAGGUGACGGGCCUGGCUGUGAGUUCGCGCCACCCCUACAUGUUCUCAGCCGGCCUGGACAAACAGGUCAAGUGUUGGGACCUGGAGCACAACAAGGUGCGCACGUGCGUGUGA